UGUUUUGCCAGGUAUUGGAGUUGGCAUCGUAAUAUCAACCUGGCUCUAUAAUUGUUACUACAACGUGAUAUUCUCCUGGUUCCUGUUCUACGCGUACAACUCGUUCUACUCCACCCUUCCCUGGUCACACUGUGACAAUCCCUGGAACACACCUCAGUGUAUAUCUGGCGUUAAUGACGUCAAUGCGACGUUUCCUAACGUCACUGAAAACACCAUACUUGGAGGAACUGUGACCUCUACUAACAGUUCUGUUGCUGGAAUGACUGCUGCAGAGGAGUUCUGGAAGUUUCAAGUCUUGGAAAUCACAGACGGUCUGGGCUACCUUGGAACUAUAAGAUGGCCUCUCGCUGGGUGCUUGGUCGUCACCUACGUGAUUGUGUACCUUUGCGUGUUUAAGGGGAUUAACGUGUCUGCAAAGAUCGUGUACGUCACCGUCGGCGUCCCCUACAUCCUAGUGACAGUCUUCCUCAUCCGGGGAUGUCUACUUCCGGGUGCAAUGGACGGGAUUUACUUCUACAUCUACCCACAAUUCCAAAAACUUCAAGAACCAAGAAUAUGGAUUGAGGCGUGCAGAUUCUCUCUAUUCUCGAUGGGUAUUGCGAUGGGAUAUAUCAUAACGUUGUCUGGCCACAACAAAUCUAACAACAACUGUUUCAGGGACGCCAUCGUCGUAUGUGUCGUGGAUUUGGUUUCAACAAUUUUUGUUGGAUUUUCCUUCUUUGCGAUCGUUGGCCACGUUGCGUACAAAAGUGGAGUAACUGUUGAAGCGUUUGAAUCAUCAGGGUUCAACCUUGGAUUUAUCGUCUUCCCUGAAAUCCUGACUUACCUCCCCUUGCCGCAGCUGUGGUCUGUGUUGACCUUUGUGACGUUGAUGACUCUGGAAAUAGAUUCAAUGGUGCCUACUGUUGACAUAUUGAUGGAAGCCUUUGGGGAUAUCUUUCCCACUUCAGCCAGACGACGUUGGCUUGUUGUUGGUGGCAUUCUGUUGAGCAAUUUCCUUAUGGGCAUCGUACACAUCACACAGGGCGGCAUCUACGUACUGACUCUGUUUGACUGGUAUGCCUAUUUCCCCUCUCUUGCUCUCUACGCCAUGUUGGAGUGCGUUGUGGUGGGCUGGUGUUAUGGCACACAGAGACUUGAAGAUGACAUCGCCAUCAUGUGGGGAAAGAGCAUCCCAAGGAUCAUCAUGAUAGCAAUCCGAUUCAUCUGCCCUGUGCUGAUGCUGAUCAUCUUCUGCUAUUCCUUGUAUUCCUAUCGGCCUCCAAAGUACGGGGACUACAUCUACCCGGCAUGGGCCACGGGCGUGGGCUGGAUGAUUUCAAGUGCGUCAAUCCUUCCUUUCCCCGUGCUGUUUCUGUGGACGUUGUACAAGACUCCAGGAAAUACACUUAAGGAGAAAUUGCGACAGUCACUCAAGCCGAACACGCACUGGCGCCUUCAGUCUGCAGAGGACACUCCAUGUGACGUCGCUCUGCAACAUGUGCCAGAGGACGAGGAGGAGGACGAGGACAGGCAAAAGGACUCCCUGCUUUGA
This is a messenger RNA of Haliotis rufescens (red abalone), 1534 nucleotides long. Its product is annotated as sodium- and chloride-dependent GABA transporter 3-like. The coding region runs from base 260 to 1534 and encodes 424 amino acids. The transcript is spliced from 11 exons. Lineage: Eukaryota; Metazoa; Mollusca; Gastropoda; Lepetellida; Haliotidae. Gene Ontology annotation, biological process: sodium ion transmembrane transport. Gene Ontology annotation, cellular component: membrane. The record is from RefSeq and is a predicted model, not a curated record.